UGAUCGGUUAAUUCUAACCCUACUUUGCAGACCAAAUGAUUACUCUCCGCUUGGCUAUCCUCUGGGCAGCCUGUCUAUCCGCAGUACUAGCGGAUACCAGGCAGCUACAGCUGCAGCCACCCACAACAUACGCCGCAGAGAACUGGGAGUACAGACUAUCAACGGACAUAAAACCCAUAAAUUACAACAUUACCCUGCGACCAUAUUUGCUGGAAAGCGAUGGACAAAAGCGUUUCACCUUCGAUGGUGAGGUCUUUAUUGAAAUCCAACCUACGGUUAACACAAAGCUUGUAUCGCUUCACUCGAAGAGCCUGACCCACUCGAUCAGAGAAUAUUGGGUAAAGCCGCUGCGGGUGUAAAACCCACUCCACAGA
Molecule: messenger RNA, 374 nt
Organism: Drosophila innubila
Lineage: Eukaryota; Metazoa; Arthropoda; Insecta; Diptera; Drosophilidae
Exons: 1
Coding region: 36-359 (107 amino acids)
Source: RefSeq, a predicted model, not a curated record